UCAAACGAUCGCAUUUUAUUGUGUGUUAUCGAACGCUGUGGACAUUUCUUCUCGAUAAAUUAUUGUAAAUUAUUUGAUUGAUCAAUUUGUGUUGUGAUGUCUGUCAAAGCGAAUAAUAUGAACGGAACCAAGGCUUUUCCACCGGCCAAAAAAGCCUUACCUGAGGUGGAAACGGAAACCAACGGAAAUGGACACAAAAUGUACUCUUAUGAAAUGUUGGAGGAGAUUUCGAAUUUCCUGUUAUCAAAGACAAAAAUUAGACCUAUUAUAGGAAUCAUUUGUGGCUCUGGAAUGGGUUCGUAUUGGAAAGAUGGUUCGUUGGCAGAAAACAUAACAGAUGAAGAAUGUAUUCCAUAUGAAGAAAUACCUAAUUUCCCUGUUAGUACAGUAGAGGGUCAUCACGGUCGUCUUGUAUUUGGUCGUUUAGGAGAUAUCCCAGUGGUGGCUAUGCAAGGACGUUUCCAUUAUUACGAAGGAUACCCUCUAUGGAAGUGCUGCCUUCCCAUUAGAGUAAUGAAACUGCUUGGUGUAAAAUCCUUAAUUGCAACCAACGCAGCCGGAGGAUUGAACCCUAACUACAAAAUCGGUGACAUCGUGAUUGUAAACGAUCACAUUAAUAUGAUGGGAUUCGCUGGCAAUAAUCCCCUUCAUGGACCCAAUGACGAGAGGUUUGGACCUCGGUUCCCACCUAUGAACAAAGCUUACAAUUAUGAAUACAGAAAUAUCGCCAAAAAGGUGGCAAAGGAAUUAAACUUCGACAAUAUCGUCAAAGAAGGUGUCUACACUUGUUUAGGAGGACCGAACUUUGAAACAGUAGCAGAAUUGAGAAUGUUAAAAAUGGUCGGCGUGGACGCUGUUGGAAUGUCUACCGUACAUGAGGUGAUCACAGCACGACACUGCGACAUGAAAGUGUUUGGGCUAUCCUUAAUAACAAACGAGUGCAUUACCAAUUACGAUGUUGACACAGAAGCAAACCACGAAGAAGUAUUGGACGUUGGCAGAAUGAGACAAGACAUUCUUCGUAAAUACAUUUCUAGACUCGUGCAAGAAUUUGGCAAAAUCGAACUAAGCAAAUGAUGAUGUGGCUACUUAGUACCGGGAUUAAUUCGUAUUUAUUCAAUAAAAGGGGCCAUCAGGAUGUUUCCGCUAAAGCAGAAUAUAAAGGCAGUCUCCUUCUUAUUAGCAAAGAUAAUAAUUAUAUUAUAAGUUUAAUAGAUAAUAGCUGAAUUAAAUCUAAACUGUUCAGUUUUGUACCAGUUAUGCACAAAAUUAUCUAUGAAAUACCUACUUAGUUAGUGCGAAAUAAAAAUAUUUUGUGUAGGUCACUAAUCUUGUACCUUGUGCCACUUUGUUCCGUGAUAUGUACCUACUUCCUUAUUUUUGCCGUUCAAGUUAAUCAUAUUUACGUCUUGAUUAUCAUGUAAUUAUUUUUUUUUACGAUUUGUAAGCGAAUCAUAACGUCCUGUUAUAUUUUUUAACACUAUGAGCAAUGCAAAAUUAUGGAUAUAAUUCUGAACAUUAUAUUAUAAAUGACAUUAACCGAAUUUAAUAUAUUUGUGAUCGAUAGGCUAAUUAUUUUAGUUUUUAACAAUAAUAAAAGAUUAGGAUAAAUGA
Colias croceus (clouded yellow) is the source of this 1614-nucleotide messenger RNA. RefSeq names its product purine nucleoside phosphorylase. Lineage: Eukaryota; Metazoa; Arthropoda; Insecta; Lepidoptera; Pieridae. The coding region runs from base 97 to 1077 and encodes 326 amino acids. The record is from RefSeq and is a predicted model, not a curated record. Gene Ontology annotation, biological process: nucleoside metabolic process. The transcript is spliced from 6 exons. Gene Ontology annotation, cellular component: cytoplasm. Gene Ontology annotation, molecular function: purine-nucleoside phosphorylase activity.